Messenger RNA from Trichosurus vulpecula (common brushtail), 6189 nucleotides. RefSeq names its product zinc and ring finger 3 (gene ZNRF3). Gene Ontology annotation, molecular function: ubiquitin protein ligase activity; frizzled binding. The record is from RefSeq and is a predicted model, not a curated record. The coding region runs from base 149 to 2548 and encodes 799 amino acids. The transcript is spliced from 9 exons. Lineage: Eukaryota; Metazoa; Chordata; Mammalia; Diprotodontia; Phalangeridae. Gene Ontology annotation, biological process: ubiquitin-dependent protein catabolic process; negative regulation of canonical Wnt signaling pathway; Wnt receptor catabolic process.
CGCAGCGCGGGCCAAGGAGACGGCGUUCGUGGAGGUGGUGCUGUUCGAGUCGAGCCCCAGCGGCGACUACACCACCUACACCACGGGCCUCACGGGCCGCUUCUCCCGGGCCGGGGCCACGCUCAGCGCCGAGGGAGAGAUCGUGCAGAUGCACCCACUGGGACUCUGUAACAACAAUGAUGAAGAAGACUUAUAUGAAUAUGGCUGGGUGGGGGUAGUGAAGCUGGAGCAGCCCGAGCUGGACCCGAAGCCCUGUCUCACUGUCCUCGGCAAGGCCAAGAGAGCUGUGCAGCGAGGAGCCACUGCAGUCAUCUUUGAUGUCUCGGAAAAUCCCGAUGCCAUUGACCAGCUGAACCAGGGCUCAGAAGAUCCUCUGAAGAGGCCCGUGGUGUACGUGAAAGGGGCCGAUGCAGUCAAAUUGAUGAACAUCGUUAAUAAGCAGAAGGUGGCACGAGCAAGGAUUCAGCAUCGACCCCCUCGGCAACCCACUGAAUACUUUGACAUGGGCAUUUUCCUGGCCUUCUUUGUGGUGGUCUCUUUGGUUUGCCUCUUCCUCCUUGUCAAAAUCAAGCUGAAGCAAAGACGCAGCCAGAAUUCCAUGAACAGGCUGGCUGUGCAGGCCCUCGAGAAGAUGGAGACUAGGAAGUUCAAGUCAAAGAGUAAAGGCACACGGGAAGGGAGCUGGGGGGCCCUGGACACCCUCAGCAGCAGCUCCACUUCAGACUGCGCCAUCUGUUUGGAGAAGUACAUUGAUGGAGAGGAGCUCCGGGUUAUUCCUUGUACUCACCGAUUUCACAAGAAAUGCGUGGAUCCCUGGCUGCUCCAGCAUCACACCUGUCCCCAUUGCCGUCACAAUAUAAUAGAACAAAAGGGAAAUCCAGGCCCUGGGUGCACAGAGCCUGGUAACCCUGUACGGAGCCGGCAGCCGAGGGUCAUCUUACCGGUGCAUUAUCCAGGGCGAGUGCACAGGACCAGCCAGAUACCAGCGUAUCCCAUGCGGACUAGUAUGGACUCCCAAGGAAACCCCAUCACACUGCUCACUGUUGACCCCCACGGAGAGCAGAGCCUGUAUGCAGGCCAGGCCCCGGCCUACCUCCCCAGCUACCCGCCGCUGCACCUGGACCAUGCCCUGAACCCCCACCGCUGCGGCUUGGAGCACAGGACUUACGCGCCAGCCCAUGCCUUCCGCAGGUCCAAGUUCAGUGGGCGUGGCCUCUCCAAGGCUGCCUGCCUUUCCCAGUAUGAGACCAUGUACCAGCAUUACUACUUCCAGGGCCUCAGCUACCCAGAGCAGGAGGCGCAGGCCCCUCCCAGCCUGGCUCCUCAGGCCCCCUCCCGUGCCUUCCAGCCCAGCGGCAGUUUGCUUUUCCCCACCGUGGUGCACGUGACACCACCUUCCCGCCUGGAGAGCGGCAGCACAUCCAGCUUUAGCUGCUACCACGGCCACCGCUCCGUGUGCAGCGGCUACCUGGCCGACUGCCCCGGCAGCGACAGCAGCAGCAGCAGCAGCGGUUCCUCUGGCCAGUGCCGCUGCUCCUCCAGUGACUCGGUGGUCGACUGUGCCGAGGUCAGCAACCAGGGCGUCUAUGGAAGCUGCUCCACUUUCCGCAGCUCUCUCAGCAGCGACUAUGACCCCUUCAUUUACCGCAGCCGCAGUCCCUGCCGGACCGCCGAGGGGGGCAGCCUGAGCCGGGGGCCAGCGGUGCUCCUGGAAGGGGCCCCCCACGAGGAGCUCCCAGCGCCCGGCCGCAGCCUCCACGGCGGAGACCGUCGGCCUGUCGCGGCCUCACCCUGCGGGGACCAGCUGUCCAGCUGCAGCCUCGAAGUCAACUACAGCAGCCAUUCGUCUCUGGAGCACAGGGAUGGGAGCAGCUCUACCUCAGAGGGGGGGCUCGAGGUUCCUCCAGGGGCCACGUGGGAUGUCAGGAGGGCCUGGAGGGGCCCAGAGGCCUCCGUGGCGGCUCCUGAUCCAUCGUGCACAUGCUGCUUUGAGGCCCCACGCCCGGUGCUGGAGUCUGGCACAGGAGCCUCCUGUCUGGGCCCAGACCACCUGCGUAGGACAGACGGGGUGAGGGGCGGGAGCUUGCCCUGCUACUUCUAUGAAGAGAAUCAGGGGGGCUCUGGUGGUAGCGGCAGCAGCUGCUACACUGAGGACUACGCUGUGAGCGUGCGCUACACGCUCGCAGACGAGACCCUGCCGAGCUGCUACCUGGGGUCGCGGGAGCUGGGCCAGCGCAUCCCCAUCAUUCCUGAGGACAUGGACUGUGACGUGGUCCUGCCCACAGACUGCCAAGGGACCCAGCACUACAGCUCCUGGGAUGAGUCCCCUGAGCCGGCCCCUCAGCCACACCAAGGCCUGGGGGAAGCCCAGGAGGAAAGAGACCUGGGCUUCCAGGCUAGCGCCUUCCAGCUUCCCCAGGAGGAAGAAACCAGGGCCUUCUUCUCUCGUGCCAUCCUGGACUCUCCGGAGGCAGCAGCGCCCACGGAGGUUGCAGGCCUGGGACCUCACCCUCACCCACCACUGGACAGAAGUGGCAGAGUUAUCUGAGCUCAGAUGGACUUUUAGCUGGAAGCAGCACCUCGGUGGAGACUCCAAAUGGUUUGACUUCCUUUCAAAAGAAAAAAGAAACAAAAAGGCAUAACUUUUUUUAGCUUUUACAAACAGAAAAGUGGUAAUAUGGAGAGCCAGCCGUCCCCCCGUGCCCCAGAAUGUGAGCCACCGAUGUGGCAGCCCCAGUGCCCACCACCAGCCACAACGUCCUGAGCCCUCUCCCUCUCCAGACAAAUGUUUAUUCUUGUAUUCUCUGAAGUGUGCACUUCGAGCUAGGACUGAGCUCUCUGCUUUUUAAAGAAUAUUCUAUGUAAAUGUAAAAAGUGUUAUUUAAAUAUAUAUUUUUUAAAAUCUUAAACUCACCAACUUUGCUGAAAAGAAAGCUCCCACACUACUGCAUUAAAGCAAACCUUGUCUUGUAGAUACUGUUGUCUCCCCCAAGGGCGUUCAGGCCUUUGAUAUGCUCAGGGCUCUACCUGCCUUAGAGAACUAACCAGAAACUUGAAGGUGAUUGGUUGAUAUGGGUACAACCUGAUGGAUGCAAUUCUGCCUUUGAUGUUCUAAUUCGAACCUUGAACCCUCGUGGGAGGCCAGGCCAGCCCUGGGCUCUGGAGGGACCCAAAGCGUUUCUGCAGCCACCCCUUUAGUCAGCAGAAAGUUAAGCCUGAGGCCCUCUUCAUACCUGCCAUGAGGACCAUGGGGGCCGUCAUUCUUCCUGAGACAGUGCAGCUUACUCUCCCUGCAGGCCCAGGACGGUAGCCGUGGGGCCCAGCAGUCUCCGGGAGGCCAGCUCCCAUGGAGGUGAUUGGCUUGGCUGCAGCCCAGAGGGAAUGAGGUUUGGUUGCCUUGGAUACCGUGCAAGUGUGUCGAUGUGAGUUAUGUUCCCCGCUAAGGAGCAUGCUCCUCCUCGGAGCCGGUCCACCCAGGCAGGGGAUGGCAGGAUGAGGGCUAGGUGUCGGGCUGGCUCUGUAGGCACAUGCAGAUGUGGGUGCUGGCCAGCUUAGUGCCCCCUCCUGUCCCCUCAGCCUUGCUGGGUGCCUGUGCCUGCACAUGCCAUGCGCUCAGCAGCUCUUUGGAGGUACAGGAACAAAGGAACGUAAAUUGCCUGGCAUGCUUGUGAUCCACUUGUUUCCCAUGGAAGCAGCUGCUUGAAGGGCAAGGCACAGCUGGGUCUGCCCAUCUAACCACCCUCCUUGUUCCCUACCAAGGAAAGCCAGGCUGUCUCGUUGGGCAGAUGUGGGCGAUGACCUGAGUCCCAAAGUGCUAGUGGGAGGGAUUCUUUUUUUUUUUUUAAAUGAAAGGGGGUGUGAAAUACCCAAGCAAUUAGGGGAAGAUUUUUCUUCAUUAGAGAAUCUGUUUAAGGUAUUUCCAGUCCAGAAUUUGAAUCUUUUUUUUUUGUUGUCAAAUAUAUCUUUCCUCCCAUCCUUCCAUUUUAAAAAAAAUUUUUUAAAGAAGUAAUUACAUUAACCCAGUGUUCACUAACCCUUCUAGUCACCUCUUUAAAAAUACAAUUUAUUUUAUUCAAAUUAUAUUUAUUGCCUUACUUUUAAAAGCAUGACCUGUGCGUUCUAAGCCAGUUAGCCAAAUGGGAACCAGUGAGAGAGAGUGCAAGGAGGCACGAGGAAAGAAGGGCUUCUGCCAUCCCUGUGUCCAAAGGCAGUCCUAGGCCACUAAAUGUCUCUUACCAAGCUAAGCGGGAUGUGAGAUCAGCAAAUGGGUCACCAGUUGGGGAGGCAGGCUGGCAAUCCGGCAAGGCAGUUAGUCUUAGCCAGUAUUUGAAAGAAUAAACCACGAGCUUCCAAUCAUCUGGAUCCUUCCCCCUGCUCCCGCUUUACCUGUGGAAAUCACUACAUGAGCUUGGGAGGAGCCUUGGCAGCCCACCAGGACACCUGGCCACCCCACCCCAGAAUGCCUGUUGGGGGAGGGGGAGAGGAAGAAGGACCACUGUUGCUGCUGGGCAUGUGCCAGGAGGAGGAGGCCCAGCAGGACUGAUUUCUGGGGCCCCAGCAACAGCUUAAGAUGCGGAGCCUUGGGGAGUCACAUCAGCUGGAGGCCUCUGCCUCUAGCAAGAGGCUACUGUCAAUUGAGAUGUGGGUGUGGCCUUCUGCAGUGUUUCUAAAUGCCCUCUGAAGCACAGGAGAAAUGCUGGGGAGGCAUGGCCCUGAGGGCUCAUGUCAUUAUAGGAGAUUGACUGCUGCAGGAGAUCCCAGAAGUCCUCUGUGGGUGGAGGUGGCCCUGGCCCUCUUGAAGGUGGUCCCAGCAGACUGUAAACUUUUGGCAGGUUCCACAGGCUUCCAGUACAGCCCCAGAGCCCUGUUGGGUCUCCCUCCUGAGAACCGGGGAUCAGAAAGGCUCGGCUUGACACCAGGGGAUUCAGUCCAGUCCAGUCCCCCACAAAUCAGGCAGCCAGCCUGUGCCAAACCCUGCAAAUACAAAGACUGUAACACAGGUCUCCCUGCCUUCAGGAAAUACGGCAUCCUUAUUUACACAUACGCACAGGGGUGUUCCUACAGGAAACCAUUCGAUUUUUUGUUUUUACUUAAUAAGGGAGUAAUAGCAGGAAGAAAAGAUUAACUGUUUGGCAGGGUUUGGGGCUUGUGUUUUGGUUUUUGGUGUUUUUUGGCUAGCCCGUGAGGCCUCCAGAGGAGGGUGGCGUAACAUGUUCCACUCUGACUUCUUAUUCCAUCUAAGGCUCCAAGGUGCCCGUAACCGCCCAGCAGCCUCUUUCAGGUGACUCUCUGCCAUGUGAUGGUUGGAGGGAAAUGGAAUCCAGGGGCUAUCAGUUUUUCCACUGCAUCUGCAGACGUCAAGAUGCUCUUGCUUUGGAUGUGGGCCUGCUUCCUGCGGCGGCCCCGCGGCCCUCUCUCCCUUCUGUGUGGGGGAGCCCAAUGAAGAAUGAUUGUCUGAGUGUUGCCACCGAUGAGGUGUAACCUCAGUGACACGGCUCGGGGUCUGCCCCCACUGGAUCCCCAAAUCCAAGUCAAUAUCUAAAGCCCCUUCCCUAUUCGCUGCUAGACCCUGCUGAAGCUCCAGGCAGAUAACAUGAAAGUCAUGAUGAUGGAGGUAUUUUUAAACAGUCCUGCUUUUUCUGUUCUCUAUAUAACUGUCUCCAUUGUGUUGGGCUAAUGAGGAACUAUUUUCAGUGUUCUUAAAAUUCUCUCCCCGAGCACUUAAAAUGUUUUGUAAGACUUUGCUGUAAAGAUUUGUAAGAAUACUGGUCCAAGGGCUCUUUCUCCAACAUUACCAUUUUUUAAAAUGUUUUAAAGGCUAGAAAACAACUUGUGUAUAUUCUGUAUAUGUAUAGCAACACAUUUCAUUUAUGGAAAUAUGUUCUCAGAAUAUUUAUUUACUAAUAUAUUUAUCUUAAGCUGUGUCUUAUGUUGAGAGUGCGACAUUAUUGGAAUAAUCUUUGGAAAUCACUAACCCAAGGCCCUGUAAAUACAUGAUCAUUGCACCCAAAUUCUGCAUAUUCGCCGACCAAAAAACAUGAUUUAAGUCGUAGUCUUCUAUCGUUUUGUAACAAAGUGUACAAAAGGCUGUAAAAAAAAAUACAAUUUUAUCAAGUAUGUAUGAGAUGUUGUCAUUCUGUCCUGUGAAAAUCAGCAGCGAUUCUGAGGAAAGCCAAGAAGGUGUAAAGG